Messenger RNA from Punica granatum (pomegranate), 641 nucleotides. Lineage: Eukaryota; Viridiplantae; Streptophyta; Magnoliopsida; Myrtales; Lythraceae. The record is from RefSeq and is a predicted model, not a curated record.
ACUAAACCUUCUAUAGACAUUCUUGAGAGACUGAAAACUUGACUCCUCUGCUAUGGCGGUUCACCCUAGAUCAGCCCUCUUUCCUCUCUUGUUCAUCAGCUUGUGGUUGAUUAGCGGAAAUGGGAUGGUCACUUCCCGUCGCCUUCUAGAAGCCGAGCUGCCCAAGAUCCCUGAAUUGCCCAAGCCUGAGUUUCCCUCUAUACCGUCCCUGCACAAACCUGAAAUACCUUCUGUGCCAAAGCCCGAGAUCCCAUCCAUUCCCAAACCCGAGAUCCCAACCAUUCCCAAACCCAAGAUCCCAAUCAUUCCAAAGCCUGAGCUGCCUGAGGUGCCCAAGCUGCCUGAGGUGCCCAAGCUUCCAGAGUUGCCUAAGCCGGAAGUGCCACAUUUCGCGGAAAUCCCGAAGGACAUUCCUGUCCCUUCUCUUCACUGAACUAGUCUUUCAGUCGAGCAUAUUAUGAUUUAUGUAUGGGAAUCUUAGGAUUCUUCACCUAUAAAUUUAUUUUCAAUAGACAGAGUGAUUGGCCUGUGUGUGUGUGUGUGAGAGAGAGAGAGAGAGAGAGAGGCUAGUUGCCGUUGUACUAGUACCAUUGCUCGUAUGUUCAUUUGAAUGACAUAUUCACUUUCUCAACUAUUCCUAA